Phragmites australis (common reed) is the source of this 6117-nucleotide messenger RNA. Its product is annotated as filament-like plant protein 6. The coding region runs from base 701 to 5758 and encodes 1685 amino acids. The transcript has 26 exons. NCBI's taxonomy places the organism in Eukaryota, Viridiplantae, Streptophyta, Magnoliopsida, Poales, Poaceae. The record is from RefSeq and is a predicted model, not a curated record.
UCUCUCGUCAGACAAACGGACAGGCGCGAACCGUCGUGAGGUGCACGAAACAGCCAGAGCUCCAUCAGCUACCCCCGACCUUCACUCCAGGACUCGGCUAAACAAAUCCCCGGCUCCCUGGUCCGUCGCUGGGAUCUCGCAAUCAAGCGUCCAGGCCGGAAUCAUCGUCCACUAAUCGCUAGUAAUCCGGUGGUUAGUACAAUAUCAUAUCGAACACCGCACUGUACUAAUCCUAGUACUCACUAGUCUACUACGGUGCUUAAUGCACUUGAGGUUGAGCGAGAGUGAGAGGAGAGAGAAGAGAGAGAGGACAGGACCAAGAGGAGUGGAAAAAGUCGAGGAAAAGGCCUGCAGCCUGGUUUCUUGAUUUGAGCCCCCUGAGCGGGAAGAAGAAACAAGGAGCGGAGGGAGGACGACGAACGAGGAGAAUGACGCCAAUGGCGGACUAGUGCUUCUACUCUAGACUUCGCUGUCCUCUGGAGGUAGUAGAAGAGGAGGGGAAAGAGAAACGAGGGAGAGUGUUGGCUGUGUUCACGGAGUCCUUCUGUUCUUGCGAUGCGCGGCAUUCUCCGUGCACAGGUUUAACUCCAGAGAUUUCUCUUCAAAUCCAAUGCUUCAUGUGCCAAUGUUGAUUUCUGAAACCUGCAUAUGGUGGUAGCCCAGAGAGCAGCAUAACCACUCUUGAUCUUUUGAGUGGUUGAUGGUUAUGGACCAUGCGGGUUGGCUCUGGAGGCGCAAGUCGUCCGAUAAGAGCCCCGGUGGUAGCGACAGCUCUAUGUCUGUGUCAUCGCACUCCGAGCAGUGCUCUGACGAUCAGGAGAUUCUGAGGCCUAUCUCAAAUAAUGCUUCGCCAUGUCAUGACCAAUCUCCCAAAGCCUCUUCAAGAAGUAAACUUGAUGACAGCCAAGAAGAUGGAGUCACAAAAUCCUUGAGUAGCAAGCUAGCAGCGGGGGUUAAUUUAAAUGAUCCUACCCCGCAGCAUGGCCAAUCAGUAGAACCACAUGUAUUCUCCAAUAUCAGAGAUGAAGAGGUCAAGGAGACCAUGAAGGGUUUGAAUGACAAACUUUCUGCUGCACUUUUGACUAUCAGAGCAAAAGAGGACUUGGUGAAGCAGCAUGCUAAAGUCGCAGAAGAGGCUGUCGCAGGUUGGGAACAAGCUGAAGCUGAAGCUACAGUUUUGAAGGGGCUACUUGAAGCUUCUUCUCAGAAGAAUGCUUCUCUCGAGGAUCAAGUCAGCCACCUAGACGAGGCCCUCAAGGAAUGUGUCAGGCAGCUGCGGCUGGCACGGCAAGAACAAGAGGAGAAAAUCCGUGACAUAGUUGCCAAGAAGUCUCAAGUGCUGGAGUCUGAAAACGCUGAGCUCCAAAACCAUAUUGCUGAGCUGAAGAAGCGGUUGGAAGUGACCAGAUUAGAAGCAUCUUCCAUGUUAUUACAGAAUGAUCUACAAGAAAAGCUUCAGGCAAUUGAGAAAGAGAACAUGAACCUUAAGACCAAGCUUCUUGUACAGUCUAAGGAUCUGAAGAUACUACUGUUGGAAAGAGACCUGAGCAACCAAGCAGCGGAGACAGCGAGUAAGCAGCACUUGGAAAGUGUUAAAAAGAUUGCAAGGGUUGAGGCAGAAUGCCGCAGGUUACGGCAUCUAACUCGCACAACAACAUUGGUCAAUGAUUCUAGGCCUGUACAAAACAAUGUUUGCAAGGAAUCACUGACUGACAGCCAGUCCGACAAUGGGGAGCAUAUGGUUGUUGUUGAUAAUGAGCUGCGAAAUUCCGACUUGUGGGCAUCAGCUUUGAUUGCUGAGCUGGAUCAAUUUAAGAAUGGCAAGGAUGGUUCAAGAAAUCUUGUGAACAAUCCUGUUGAGAUUGACAUAAUGGAUGAUUUCCUUGAAAUGGAAAGGUUAGCUGCAUUGCCUGAAUCAGACCGCACAAGCUCUAACUCUGAAAUGGAAACAGAUUCUGACAAGGCUGUGGCAAGAAACAACUCCUCAAAAGUCAAAACUGAAGAAUUGCACAAUCAGGUCACAGAUUUGCAAGAGAAGUUCGAAGCAAUUGCAAGCGAGAAAAGGGAGCUUGAGAUGGCCCUGAUGGAGGUUAGAAAUCAGCUUGACAUUUCCUGCGAUGCUCUAGUGGCGGCGAAGAACAGGCUGGUUGAAAUGCAAAUGCAGUUGGACUCGGCAAAUAACUCCAAAUUUGCUGCUUUGGAAGACAUGGAGCGAUUGGACUCAGAAAGGAAGGCUUUGGAGUUGCAGUUGGAGUCCAAAUCUCUAGAAGUUGAGGAGCUACUUAUGGUUGUAACGUCAUUGGAGGAAAAUGCAGGGCAGAAAGAGUUGGAGUCGCAGUUGGAACUGAUGUCAGCACAAGCCGCAGAGCUUCACCAAACUGUGGCAUCAUUGGAAGAGAGGCUUCAGGCCGGGAGGGUUCUUUGUGAACAGCAGAAAGCAAAUGGAGAGGCUGCGCGGAAUGCUAAAGAAGAAAUGGAGGCACAGCUGUGUUCAGCAAACACUGAAACAGAGAAACUGCGUGACAUUGUCAAAGCACUAGAGAAUGAGGUUGAAAAGGAUAAGGCGCUGCAUAAAGAACUAACAGCACAGUUACAGGUGAAGAUCGAAGAAGCUGUUGAUGCAGUUAAAGAAUCAUUGGAGGUGCAGCUGUGCUCAGCAAAUACUGAAGCAGGGAAGCUGCGAGGCAUUAUCAAAGCUCUAGAGGUUGAGGUAGAAAAAGAGAAGGCAUUGCAUUACAAACUAGCAGCACAAGUAGAGUUGAAAAUUGAAGAAGCGAGAACUCUUUCUGUUGAGGCUGUUAAAGAAUCCUUGGAGGCACAGCUGUGUUCAGCAAACGCUGAAAUACAGAAACUGCGUGAGAUCACCAAAGCACUAGAGAAUGAGGUAGAAAAAGAGAAGGCGCUUCAUGAAGAACUCUCAGCACAAUUAGAGAUGAAGAUUGAAGCAGAGAAAACUCUUUCUGUGGAGUCUGAUAAAGAAACAUUAGAGGAACAACUCCAGUUAGCAAACUCAGAAGCUGUAAAACUGCGUGUCAUGGUGACUGCACUUGAGCACGAUGUGGAAAAGGAGAAGGUAUUUUCUGCAGAGCUCCAGAUGCAGCUAGAAGCUCUAGAGGCCAUAAAAAAGGUGUUGGAGUCAGAGCUUCAUUCUGCACAUCAGGAUGCCAGAAAUCUCAACCAGAAGGUGGAGUCACUAGAAGCAAAACUUGAGGAACAGGUAUCGUCAGCUGAAGAAUUCACUGCCAAGGCAGAGGCUGUGCAGUCAGAGAGAAUGGUUAUGGAGCAUCAACUUGAAACAGCGGAGAGGGAGCUCAUCAAACUGACAAACAAGGUGAGCUUGCUCCAUAGGGAGAUUGGGCAGGAGAGAUUGCUGUCAGAAGAGUAUGAACAGAAAUGCCGAAAGCUGGAGGCUCAGCUCUCAAGGGAUAGUCGGGACGCGAAACACUGGCGGCUUGCAAACUCAAACGGAGAGCUGAAGGUCAAGAAGGAAAAGGAGCUCGCUAACGCAGCUGGGAAGCUCGCAGAGUGCCAAAAGACCAUUGCUUCUCUGGGACGUCAAUUGAAAUCACUGACAGACCUCGACAGUGUGGUUUUGGAGCCUGAAAGCCUGGAAUCCAGGGGUAUGCCAUUGCCGCUGGACUUCAGAAAUGGUGAUGCUGAAUUCGCGGUCUUUGCCGAUGAUUUAUAUGACUUUGACCUCCCAAAAGGCAACGGGAGUUGCUUUUCACCGCUCCCAUCAAUUCAACCACCCUCGUCCCCGCCCUCAGGGAUGUCAGUGUUUGCUGGGGGACUUUCGACUCUUAACAGUUACAGGAGCAGACGAGGAAGUAGAAGGUCACCAAUUCUCGGCUUAAUCACACAGCUAGAAGCAGUCCUUGUCCACGCUUUCAGGGUGCCUGACUGCCUGCCUGCCUGCCUGCUGCUCUCAUCGUCCAUGGGCCUCUUCAGCUCGCCUCCGAAGGUCUACAAGCCGGCCGCCGACGUCGAUCUCGGCCCCGGCAGCGACGAAUUCUACAUCAGCCCUAAUGUCAAAGCUCCUCGGGUUGCUGGGCUUCUGGUGAAGAUCUUCGUGUGGAUCCUCGAGAUGCCGAUCAUCGGGCAGAUCGUGCUCUACUUCUUGAAGAAGGAUAAUCUCAUCAAUAAGCUCGUCUCCGAUGCCGAAAUCCCGGAGCCGCCGCUGUUCACCGCAACCCACAGCUGGGAAGACAUUCCGGAGCAGAAUGUGAGCCUGACGAAGCCCGACCUGUCGCCGGCCGAGCGAGUUCAGGAGGCCGUCAGCUGCCUCCCGGCGCGCCUCGAGUCCACGCUCGCCGCGCCAGCGCUGGGCCUCAAGCGCUGGACGAUCAGGGACUUCUCCAACGCUUACAGCUCGGGAGAGACCACACCUGUUCAGGUUGCAAAGAGGUUUCUGGCUGCAGUGAAAGAGUGUUCAGGCCUUGGCCUCAACAUGGCCUUCUUCAUCAGCUGCAGCCCUGAGGACAUCAUGAAGCAGGCUGAGCAGUCCACACUCAGAUACCAGAAAGGGACGCCUCUGUCAGCGAUGGAUGGCGUGCUGGUGGCGGUGAAAGACGAGAUAGACUGCCUACCCUAUCCCACCACAGGCGGGACGCGGUGGCUGGGGGCGGCGCGGCGGUGCUCGGCGGACGCGGCGUGCGUGGCGCAGCUGCGGGCGUGCGGCGCCAUCCUGGCCGGGAAGACCAACAUGCACGAGCUCGGCGCCGGCACCAGCGGCAUCAACCCGCAUCACGGGUCCACGAGGAACCCGUACAACGUCAGCAAGGUCGCCGGGGGCUCCUCCAGCGGCUCCGCCGCCGUCGUCUGCGCCGGCCUCUGCCCCGUCGCCCUCGGCGUCGACGGAGGCGGCUCCGUCCGGAUGCCGGCGGCGCUGUGCGGCGUCGUGGGCUUCAAGCCCACCGCCGGACGCCUCUCCAACGCCGGGGUCCUUCCGCUGAAUUGGACGGUCGGGAUGCCGGGGAUCUUGGCAGGGACGGUCGAGGAUGCUGCCAUCGCAUAUUCAGCGAUCGUUGAUCAGUCUCAACCAUCCUACCUGCGGCCUGAGCUGAACCUGCCUCUGCUCAGGUCCACACUGUCCAUCAGCAACAUCAAGCUAGCGAAAUACGCAAAGUGGUUCAAUGACAGCGCAGAGGAUAUCAGAAGCUGCUGUGACAAAGCUCUCCAGACGCUGCAUGCACACUAUGGCUGGCAGACUGUGGAUGUGACGGUUCCUGAGAUCGAGGAGAUGCGGCUUGCGCACUACGUGACUAUCGGUUCAGAAUGCACUACCUCGCUCGCUAAAUACCUUGACAAGCUGAAGAGGUCUGAAAUUGGUUGGGACGCAAGGGUCGCGCUGAGCGUCUACGGUUCAUUCAGCAGCAGAGCUUACCUGAACUCGCAACGGCUUCGGAACCGUCAGAUGCACUUCCACAAGGAGAUCUUCAAGACAGCAGACGUGAUCGUCUCACCGAUGACAGGUGUGACCGCCUACACGCUGCAAGACGAUGCGCUGAGCACCGGGGAACUCGACUACAUAAACGGAGCCGCGCUGGUCCGGUACUCCAUAGCAGGGAACUUCCUGGGAUUGCCGGCCAUCACCGUCAUGGUUGGGCAUGACAAGGGCGGGCUUCCCAUCGGGCUUCAGUUCAUCGGCAGGCCGUGGUCGGAGGCGACUCUGCUCCACAUAGCAUUUGCAAUGCAGGAAGCGUGCGCCAAGAACUACAAGAAGCCGGCGGUGUUCUACGAUCUCCUCAAGAAAGAGUGACUUGGAGCCGUCUGCAAGAGAGAUCUUCAGCUCUGUCCGUUCUGGUCUUGUGCCCCUUGUACUAGAGUGUCUGCCGUCGAGAUGGACGCCGAGGUGUUGCGCCUUCAGCUCGAAAGCGAGAGUAGUGAAAUGAGUCGGCUGAAUUACGCGCCAAGUGAAGAGUUUUAGCAAAUUGUUCUUGUGUAGCGUACAGGAUCAGAAGGAAAGAAAGAGAUCAGAAUUGCUCGAGUGCAGUAGCAGUAAAAUUAGGCGCAGGCUGCAGAUGAUCUGGCUCAUUGCUGUGACUGUAAGCAGUAUUAUGUGUGCAAUACAUUUCGUCCCAGAAAAAUAUUAUUCAAGAUUCAGUCCCGUCCUUUUUU